UUUCGUCAAGUGGACAAACAGUGAUCGCGAGUGCGCAUGCGCGUCGCCCUGUUGCUAUUCAGUUGUUGUAGUUACCAGAGGAUUAACCGCGCUGAUCAACUGGCCCUGGUGACACCAGCUAGCUAACAGUUAGCGGUCUGCACAUGCAUAAAAGGUGGAGGUGGUAGAUGCCGUAAUUAAAUCUGCACCCAUGAGCACGGGAGGCGUUCACCGGACAGCUCGCCGCCUGUGACUGCGAAGAUGCCGGCUGUGACCCGGGACAAGGACGAGGACGAGCAAGACGAUGCACAAGUUUGCGGCUGUUCGCCUUCAGAAACGCACCAGCCCUGUUGUCGAGAUCAUCCAUGCAUCGCCUGGAGCGGCCUCAGCAAGGCGAUCCCAGUUCUCUUGUUUAUUCCUGAAGCUGUUGUAUCUAAAGACGGAAUUAUCUGCUCUGUUGGAGAGCGAUACAAUUUGGCCUUCAAGAUUGUACGCACAGAAAGUCGCCUCGUACGGAGCAUACUCACAAAUCAUGGAUUUCAUGAGGUUCACCCGAACAGUAAUGACUUUAACCUCAUGUGGACUGGAUCUCACCUCAAGCCUUACGUACUCCGCAGCCUUCAAGACUUCCAGAAGGUGAACCACUUCCCCAGAUCAUACGAACUGACGCGCAAAGACCGUCUCUAUAAAAAUAUCCUGCGAAUGCAACAGACCCAUGGCUUCAAAAACUUCCAUAUCGUUCCUCAGACCUUUGUGCUUCCCUCUGAGUAUCAGGAAUUCUGCAAUUGCUUCACCAAGGACAAGGGCCCAUGGAUUAUUAAACCAGUGGCAUCUUCACGGGGGCGAGGUAUCUACCUGGUCAGCAAUCCAAAUCAGAUCUCAAUGGAUGAAAACAUAUUAGUGUCUCGCUAUAUUCAUAACCCACUGCUGAUUGACGAGUUCAAGUUUGAUGUGCGACUGUAUGUUCUGGUAACAUCAUAUGAUCCACUCAUCAUCUACGUGUAUGAGGAGGGCCUGGCUAGAUUCGCUACAGUAAAGUAUGAUCAGACUUCAAAGAACAUUAAGAACACAUUUAUGCACCUCACCAACUACAGCGUGAACAAAAAGAGCAGCGAUUAUGUCAGCUGUGAUGACCCUGAAGUCGAGGAUUAUGGGAACAAGUGGAGUAUGAGUGCAGUGCUGAGGUAUUUGAAGCAGGAGGGGAAGGACACCACAUUGCUGAUGAGGCAGGUGGAGGAUCUCAUCAUCAAAGCUCUCCUGAGUGCUGAGCUACAGAUCGCCACCGCCUGCAAGACCUUUGUUCCGCACAAGACGAACUGCUUCGAACUCUAUGGUUUUGACGUGCUCAUCGACUCCCACCUGAAACCCUGGUUAUUGGAGGUGAACCUUUCUCCCUCCCUGGCCUGUGAUGCACCCCUGGAUCUGAAGAUAAAGGCCAGUAUGAUUGCAGACAUGUUUUCGCUUGUGGGCUUUGUGUGUCAGGACCCCCUAUCGAGACAGCCAUGCUCUGACCGAGUCACCCUGGACCCCAGCCUCAAGCACCCAGCAACCCACAGAACACAGGUGGGGCUCUCUGUCCCACACGCACGCAAGCAGAAACCUUUUCCUGCAACGACAGCCACUGCACACAGCAGAGUGCAAAAGAGGCCGGCAUCAGUCGGUAACUCUGAGACAGAGGGGCCAAAAGACAAACAAGGAGCUAAACAAAGCCAAGGAGACAGCACCCUGAGCCUGACGACGGAGGAGAUCAAAGUGCUGAGGAGGAUAAAGGAGGAAUAUGAGAGACGAGGAGGCUUUGUGAGGAUCUUCCCCACCGCUGAAACCUGGGAACUCUAUGGUGGAUAUCUGGAGUCCAAGUCUUCAAUGAACAUCAUGCUGGCAAACAGACUUUUCCAUGGAAGAAAUGUGAAUGUGCAGCUGCAGGAGGACGCUGUCCAUGACUGUCAUGUUGUCCAGUAUGAGAGGAAGCUGCUGUCUCUGGAGGCACGUAAGAGGAGAGGCCGCCACCUGCCUCAUCGCUCUGCUGCAGGAAGGAAAAAAUCGGGGAAGGAAUCCAAGGCCUCCCCUAGUGAGAGCAACAGUCAGGAGGGAGAAGAGUGUGCUCAGGAGGAAGGGGAGGAGGUGAAACGAGGUCUUGAGCCAGUCACACACAUGUCUUUAGCAGCGGAGCAGAGAAAAGAAGAGGCAGGAGCCCACAAGGCCAGGCCCAAAGUCAACCUGCUCAACAUCCUCCAGCAGGGGUGGGACCUCAGUAAGGUGCAGGCUCGGUUGGCCUUUUCAUCCUACCUAAAGCGAGUCCAGCAGAGACUCCUAGCAGAGAGUACAGCUAAUACCACCCCCGCUUGGCCUGAAAAGGACAAUGACCAAAUGGAACUUGUUAUUCGCUUUCUAAGAAUGGCAGCCAGCAACCUUCAAGAAGACAUAAAGGUGAUCUUUCCCAGUCGUCGGUUACCGCUACAAGACCGCAGACGCAUCCUCUCCUUCCAGUUGGGGCGGUUCAUCCACUGUUACAACAAGGAAACUGAACACAUGGUGAAUAACCAGGAGAAUAGCAAAGAUGGGAACUGUGUUAACUCCAGUGUAUUUCAGGAAUACAUCGAUGUAGCAAGUGAAAAUGAUCUGGAGGAAGUUCUGACAUUCUACACGCAGAAGAAUAAAUCAGCCACUGUCUUCCUAGGAACAAAAAUCAAAGGUGUUAAGAAAGAUGCUGAUGAAAUAAAAGCCCCAAGAGCAUCGGCCAUCAGCGAGAGUUCCAGAACUCUGCCUGUGGCCAGAGACGAUUCCAGCGCUUCAGAGUCCUCGCUCUCCACAGGGAAAGUCAGCAGCGAUCCAGACGUCAAGGCCACUGAGACUCAGCCGUCGUUUCGUAUGUUGCCUAAAGACCAACAAGCAGUGAUUAGAACGGGUAAAAGCCAGCCACAGAUCCAGGCGUCUCAGCACUGCUCUGGCUUCCCUGUGACUUUAGACUGCACAAAUAUCCACCUCCAGCACUGCUUGUCUACUCCGGCCUCCCUUCCUCUUCACUGCCCGCCGCCACCGCCUCCUCAGCCACCCUCUUACGUACAGUCCUUAACAAAGUCCCAUUUCUGCCAUUCUGAAACUCUGUCUGAUCCUCCGGCGUACACCUCUGGCCCUGUGGUCCAACAACCUCCAAGGCUGUGGACUGUUUCAACAGGCUUUAACACGAUCUCAACUGGGCAACCAGCUCAGAUGCUCAGGAGGGUUCAGUCAUUUACCUCAACCACAUCUGCGUCUGGUGCUCCCUCCUCCAUGCCGAGUGCCACACACAUCUAUAGCCAGAAGCUCUCUAGACCUACAUCUGCAGGCCAGGUUAAUAGGAGGAGCAGUUCCAGUAAGCAGAAGUCCACCUCAGCGGGAGGCUUUAAGGAGUUAAACUCCCUGUCUGCAAAGGCCCAGUCCAACCAGCAAAGCUUCAUUUCCGCCCUGCAGAAGCUGGCUGACAAGCAGGUGGCUCGCCACUCUGCCAGCUCCAGCCACAUCAACCUGCUGACACAACAUCUGAGCAACCUGAACCUGGCGAACAAAAUGCUAAACAGAGAGAGCUUCACGUUGAACCCAAGAAUGCGGCAAACGGCUGCCACGAUCCAAGGCCCAGUGAAAACGGUUCCCUCCGGAUCGGACCUGCAGAGCAGCAGUGGCCACAGGCUGCUGAAGGGUGAGCAAGGAACAUGGGAGAAGCAGAUGCACAACACCUGUAGCUCGGUGGCAGGACUGAAUCCCCAGCAGCGCUAUCAGCCCUCACAAGGAAGUUACCAGCUUCAGUUCGCUAUCCAUCAACUGCAGCAGCAGAAAGCACAGUCUCGGCAGUUUAUGGACCAGAGCCACGGCCGACACCAGGUUCAGUUCCCAGACCAGACAUGUGCAUCACACACUGGCGCUGCCACACACCCGUCCAGCUAUGUGCUUCGACCCGGGCACAGCCAUUUCCAGAGCCACAUCCAGACCUGUGUUAGUCCUGUUCUCACCCCAAAGCCACCCAGCAGUGUCCGCGAGGGGAAGACGAGGAAGACGGCCACAAAGCGUCUGAUCAAGCAGACAUCCUCAGAGAGCUCAGCCAGUGGGGCCGUGUCCAGUGGGGCCGUGUCCAGUGGGGCCGUGUCCAGUGGGGCCGUGUCCAGUGGAACCGUGUCCAGUGGAACCGUGUCCAGUGGAACCGUGUCCAGUGGAACCGUGUCCAGUGGCCAGCACAUGGUCUACGAAGCCAUCUGCGGUAAAACAGGUCUUUCUGUGUACCGCAAGCUGUUCCAGGGCCAGGAGCCCAGCCGCAGAUGACAUGAAAGCAACCAGAGACACGUCCUGCCGCUCUGCCGGCCUGACAGGUGUCUCUGCAUGUAACUACAUCCUCGCAGAGGUGUAUUCUGGGAAAGGACAACAGCUACAGAUGAAGGCAUGCCAGACAUCGAACAGGCUCCUAUUAAUUUCUCUGUGAUGGAGCCUCAGACAUGUGAGAGGCUGGUCUGCCGGGCCAGGAAUGGGGGGCUUUGACGCAGGUUGGGAUUUGGUUGCGCAGCUCCACAUCAGAUGGCCUUGUCAGCUCCAUCCACCCCCCCGUCAUCGCCUUUGGCUGCACUACAUCCCAACCACCUAAAUCCCUGCCCUCAGUCUCUGGAUGUUACUGAUGCCACAGAACAAUGGCACUGACAGACAGCCCUCAGCAGAUGCUUCUGCACGACCCGUUGGUAUUUUAACAGCAGGAUUUAAUGUGUUAUUCUUUGCCGGUGCAGGGGCAUGUGCACCACCUGCCAUGUAUGUUGAUUCUUUGCUUCCUGAAAGUUUUACAAAUAUUUGAGCUGGGUGUUUUGGCCAUAAAAUGUUUUUGACAGAUGUCUGUGACGGUGCCAGUUUUUGAUUUGCUCCUUCCAUGUUUAGCAUCUGGUGUCAGACACCGACGGUGCUUGUUGGAAGCCAGUCUGCCACACUGGACCCGUGGCUGUGUCAUCUGCUCGGUGGCACAAGAGGAACAAUGUAAAUUAUUAAUACAAGUGCUUGCUGCCUUGUUCUUGUUGACAGGGGUGAUGUAACACUGUUACAGGGAUGUUUCCUAUUAAGAAUAUAAUUCUCCUGUGAUUGUUACUGUAAACUGUAGAGAUGUUUUCUUUGGAUGGACCAAGUUUAUUAUUUUUAGUUUAAUAAGUCAAUUAUUGUGUCGUUGUAACAUAAUUUAUUUAUUGUACAUCAUUCCAAAAGGCCCUUUGGUCUUUUCUGUAGCCUAAAACGUAACAUGAUGAGGAAUUAUGGUUUUGCACGGCCUCGCCUACAACGUUGAUGGGACCACAUGAUGAGCCGACUCAGGGCACGUUUAUAUAAUAAAACAUCUUUGUCAGUAGAGGCAGCAUAUGUUUGAACUGUCAGGAAUACUUGAAUUUCUUGCAUGUAUUUUGUCAUAUCAGCUGAUGAACACCAGUGAUUUUGCACAGAUUGUAGCUUCCAAUGCAGUUUUAUUACAUUUGAUGGCGAUGGAUUUUUUGUAGUGAUUGAUGUUGAUCUUCAUGUUGUGGAUUUACUACCGCUCGGGCCGGUGCAUGCUGUAUUACAGGAAACCAAGUCAGUGUGUUUUAUCUACUGUGGUGUUACAGACGUUGUUUACAGUCUGACCGUUUGGUCUGUUUUGUUCCUGAUUGUUUACAACACACAUGCACGACAAUGGAAUAUUUUUUGAAAUCAUUUAAAACCUUUGUAGCAGACAGUGAUAUGAAAUUGUAGAAAUCAGUAAUUGUACUGUUCAUCUAUUCACCACAUUACCUGUUAAAAUAAUGUGCUCAAAGAUAAAUGAUAGAUAAAUGAAUAUUCAACCAAAGCAAAAGUGCACCAAUAAUGAAAAUAGAACUAUUCUUCCUCCAUCUGUCAUGUUUUUAAUUAAAAAAAGUGUUUCCAAGAGUAAAAAGAAAAAAAAAACCUUUACAGUUUGUGAUCUAGUUAAUUGUUCACUUAGUGACAUACAUCGUCUCAUACAACAGAAAGGCUUCACUUUAAAUGAAACUAUCCCUGGGAUCACCGUCCUGUUGCAUCACAGAGGUAAACAUAACCAUGGAAAUACUAUUUGAAAUAAAGGUCGGUUUCCAGCA
Molecule: messenger RNA, 6065 nt
Organism: Betta splendens (Siamese fighting fish)
Lineage: Eukaryota; Metazoa; Chordata; Actinopteri; Anabantiformes; Osphronemidae
Gene: ttll5
Product: tubulin tyrosine ligase-like family, member 5
Exons: 32
Coding region: 241-4272 (1343 amino acids)
Biological process (GO): microtubule cytoskeleton organization; protein polyglutamylation
Cellular component (GO): cilium
Molecular function (GO): tubulin binding; tubulin-glutamic acid ligase activity
Source: RefSeq, a predicted model, not a curated record